AUGGCCUGGAAAUGGGACAGACCCAGGAUCUGGUGGCCCACGGUGCUGGCCCUGCUGGUGCACAGGGUGGUGGCCCAGCUGCUCCCCCAGCCCGAGCUGGAUGCCCAGUGGGACCUGUGGAAGAAAACCCACCGCAAGCAGUACAACGGGGAGGCAGAUGAAGUGGAAAGGAGGCUGAUCUGGGAGAAGAACCUCAAGUACAUCAACACCCACAACCUGGAGCACUCCCUGGGCAUCCACACCUUCGAGCUGGCCAUGAACCACCUGGGUGACAUGACCAGCGAGGAGGUGGUGAGGACCAUGACGGGCUUGAAGGUGCCCCGUGGCCACCCACGCCACAACGAGACCCUUUAUGUCCCCAACUGGGCUGAGAGAGCCCCGGCUGCUGUGGACUGGAGGAAGAAGGGCUACGUGACACCCGUCAAGAACCAGGGCCAGUGUGGCUCCUGCUGGGCUUUCAGCUCGGUGGGUGCCCUGGAGGGGCAGCUGAAGAGGAAGACGGGGAAGCGGCUGACCCUGAGCCCCCAGAACCUGGUGGACUGCGUGGCCAACAACGACGGCUGCGGCGGCGGGUACAUGACCAACGCCUUCGAGUACGUGCGGCGCAACCGCGGCAUCGACUCCGAGGACUCCUACCCCUACAUCGGCCAGGACGAGAGCUGCAUGUACAGCCCCACCGGCAAAGCCGCCAAGUGCCGCGGCUACCGGGAGAUUCCCGAAGGGAACGAGAAGGCCUUGAAGAGGGCAGUGGCCAGGAUCGGGCCCAUCUCCGUGGGCAUCGAUGCCAGCCUGCCCUCCUUCCAGUUCUACAGCCGAGGCGUGUACUACGACGAGAGCUGCAACGGCGCCAACAUCAACCACGCGGUGCUGGCCGUGGGCUACGGCGCCCAGAAGGGCACCAAGCACUGGAUCAUCAAGAACAGCUGGGGCGAGGAGUGGGGUAACAAGGGCUACGUGCUCCUGGCCCGCAACGCCGACAACGCCUGCGGGGUGGCCAACCUGGCCAGCUUCCCCAAGAUGUGA
This is a messenger RNA of Chaetura pelagica (chimney swift), 1023 nucleotides long. RefSeq names its product cathepsin K (gene CTSK). The record is from RefSeq and is a predicted model, not a curated record. Gene Ontology annotation, molecular function: cysteine-type endopeptidase activity. The transcript is spliced from 8 exons. Gene Ontology annotation, biological process: immune response. Lineage: Eukaryota; Metazoa; Chordata; Aves; Apodiformes; Apodidae. Gene Ontology annotation, cellular component: lysosome. Bases 1 to 1023 code for a protein of 340 amino acids.